AUGGCGACGACCCUCGCCUCCAAUACCGGCGAUGGUCCGGCGCCAUCGUCCGCCUCUACGGCCGUAACGACGCGAGCCAACCACGUUCUCAAGAUCGACGGCGCGGGAGGCCAUACCUGGCACAUCAACUACCGUCGCAGGGGAAGCAGCGACAACAGCACGGACUACAUCUCCUUCUACCUCGUUCUCGAAGACGUCGUCGACGAGACCGUGUCAGCGGCACAGAUCACGUUCAGCCUACUUGACCAAGAUGGGAAGCCGGUGCCGUACCACACCCAUACCACCAAAGCGUUCAACUUCUCACCUGGUAGUAGCUCCUUUGGGUUCGACAACUUCAUCCUGAGAAAGGAUCUCGAGGAAUCGAAACAUCUCAAGGACGACUGCUUCGCCAUUGGUGUGCAUGUCAUUAUUAUUGUUACCAAGCAAGAAGCGUCGUCGUCGUCGUCGUCUGUCAAAUUAGUGCCACUGCCGUCGGACAUACACCGGCAUUACGGCGAUCUCCUCUCGAGCAAACUAGGCUCCGAUGUAAAGUUCAUAGUCGGUGGCGAGACGUUCGCCGCGCACCGUUUAGUGCUCGCGGCACGGUCGCCGAUCUUCAAGAUAAAGCUCUUUAGGACGUCAACCUGCAAGGACGAGGGCACCACCCCAGAUGCAAUAACGAUCAACGACAUGGAUGCACAAGUGUUCAAGGCUAUGCUUUCUUUCAUCUACACAGACAGUUGGCCAGAGAUAGAUCAAGAGAAUGAGGCGGCAAUCGCUCAACAUCUGCUCGUUGCGGCGGAAAGGUAUGGCCUGGAUAGGUUGAAGCUGAUGUGUGAAGAUAGAUUGUGCCAUGGCAUUAUUGAUAUGGGUUCCGUGACAACCAAUUUGGUGCUAGCCGAGAAUCACUAUUGCCAUAGUCUCAAGAAGGCAUGUUUGGAGCUGCUAGGUUCCUCGACAGCUCUAGCGGAGUUCAUGGAAACGGAUGACUUUCGGUAUUUAACCAAAAGCUGUCCUGGUAUUUUGAAUGACCUAAUUUGCAACGUUGUUGCUCGUGAAAGGGAAAGGACAAAAAUUUUAUUGGGGAAUAAGGGAAGACAAUGUGACAGCAUAGAUAUCAGGCUUCAACCAUGGAAAAACUCAGCUGCUGCCCAGAAAGAUCAAGUAAAGAUAAUGCUGUCAAACACAAGUUUCUAUAGUGGAACCAGUUUUGUAUGA
Molecule: messenger RNA, 1197 nt
Organism: Sorghum bicolor (sorghum)
Lineage: Eukaryota; Viridiplantae; Streptophyta; Magnoliopsida; Poales; Poaceae
Product: BTB/POZ and MATH domain-containing protein 1
Exons: 2
Coding region: 1-1197 (398 amino acids)
Biological process (GO): protein ubiquitination
Molecular function (GO): protein binding
Source: RefSeq, a predicted model, not a curated record